AUGGCGGUGAGACAAGAGAAUGCAUCGGUGAGACGCGCAUAUCUUUCUGGCAAACUAUUAGCGGUGAUGACUUAUUUUGAAAAAAAAGUCGUGACUAUGUCUUCAGUGAGAAAAAGUGAAUUUUUUUACGUCCAUGUCGUGAUAACAACAAAAGUUAAAAAAUCCAGAGCCAAUUCUCAGAAAACAAAGCAAGGUAUCAAAGUGGGUGAAAAGCAGAGUUGUGAGACGAGACUUACUUUGGUACAAAGGUCGUGUUUCUUUCAACAAUCUCGACUACUUCUUUGUGCCUACUUUUUCGAAAUAAUGGUGGAAAAAAGCAAGGUGUCACAGCAGGGUCUGAACAAGCAAACCCGGUGUGGUAUUUUGCUAAAAAAAAAAUCGGGAGUGUAUCUACUUCCAAGGCGCUGGUAG
Molecule: messenger RNA, 411 nt
Organism: Amoebophrya sp. A120
Lineage: Eukaryota; Dinophyceae; Syndiniales; Amoebophryaceae
Source: the annotation of a GenBank genome assembly